AUGGCGCUCGUGCAUCCAAGGUCUCUCGAAAUCAAUCUUCAAGCCUCGACGCCCUAUCUGGCCGCCUUCAAUGUCCACACUCUGCAGCAAUCAGGACAACAAGCUGCUCUUGCGCGCACACUGGACUCGCUUGGCAUUGAUGCGUGCUGGUGUGUCAGAAAGGGAAUUCAAGAUGCAAGCACAGUGAUUGAGCUAACCGGUCCGUCGGUCUCUACUCGCUUUCAGCUGCGCAUCUCUGGGGAUUCAAAGGCUGCUGCAGCGGGAUGUGCAGGGAUUGGUGUUGUGGUUGGUAUUGGGCGAGAUGGACCAACCUCGACGCCCUAUCUGGCCGCCUUCAAUGUCCACACUCUGCAGCAAUCAGGACAACAAGCUGCUCUUGCACGCACACUGGACUCGCUUGGCAUUGAUGCGUGCUGUGUGUCAGAAAAGGGAAUUCAAGAUGCAAGCACAGUGAUUGAGCUAACCGGUCCGUCGGUCUCUACUCGCUUUCAGCUGCGCAUCUCUGGUGAUCCAGAGGCUGCUGCAGCGGGAUGUGCAGGGAUUGGUGUUGUGGUUGGUAUUGGGCGAGAUGGACCAACCCUCGUGCCUCCUUCGUGUGGCUUGGCAGCUAAGCACCAAAAGGAUGCUGCGGCUGAACGAUCAUUUAUUAUUGUCCUAAUUCACCGGGCGGAAGUAUCGUUGCUUUACUGGAUACCUAUUGAUAGUCACCUCUGCGCGGUUCGUCUGGCAACGUCUGUGAAGGAAUAUCACAGGCGGGAAGCUGAUUGCUGUCUGUUCGUCGUGUCCGCUUACGUCCCAACUGACUGUAACUCCGACGCCGUCAAGGACAGGUUUUACGACGCCCUGAAUGCCUUUCUGCGGCGAGCUAGGAGCUCAGAUGUCGUGGUGGUUGCCGGAGAUAAGAAAGCAAAAGUGGGCAGGCUUAUCGCAUCUGAGAUUCACUUAGAAGGUCGAUAUGGAUUGGACUCGGUACGUACAGACAAUGCCGCCGCUGAACAUAACUUGAUGCGACGAAUUAUCAGACGUCAAGUGAAGAGGAGCGUGCAAGCUGACGGUGGAUUGUGGUGCACACAGAACGCCAAGGAACUGGAAGAGGCCCAGAAAGCCGGUAAUGCUCGAAGAGUAUUUCAGUUGGUCUGUGUGACCCGUCCCCGGAAACCACCUGUGAGCGGAACCAUCAAGCAUCAGAAUGGAACUACCAUCUCGAAUAAGAACGCCUCGACCGGGGGAUUGAAUACUUCGAAUAAAAAAUUGUGGGUACCAGCUGACGCUCAUCUAGAGUCCACAGGUGAAGUAGCACCCUGGACGAUGAACGCGGAACCACCUACGGCCUCGGAGGUUUACGACUGCAUAUGUUCUCUCAAGCGCCAUCGAGCUCCUGGUCCGGAUGACUUCCCACCCGCAUUGUUCAAAGACGGAUCAAAUCCUCAGUCAAGUCUCCAGAACCCUGGUGUUCAAGUAGCCUGUGAAGAAAACCUUGUUGAUUUGGAAUAUGCAGACGACAUCGCUCUCAUGUUCGAAGGGGAGGAGAAGGCGCAAAUGCCAGCUCCAAAACGGCUACGGGAGCUCGUACGGGACAUACGAUCAGCCAGAACAGCGGCUGAGGAGCGUGCCAUUGUUAAUCGAGAAUGUGCUCUUAUACGAGAUAGUUUUCGGGAGGAGAACAAUGUCUACCGUUGUCGGAACGUCGCCAAGCUGUUAUACAUUCACAUGCUUGGUUACCCAGCUCAUUUUGGCCAGUUGGAAUGUCUCAAGUUAAUCGCCUCGCCACGCUUCACCGACAAACGUGUGGGCUAUCUCGGUGCUAUGUUGCUUCUAGAUGAACGAACAGAUGUACAUUUGCUGGUUACGAAUUCUCUGAAAAAGCCAGCUACAGUUUCGAAUUUCCAUUUCCCCUUUCCACAGAUCUCACGCAUUUUCCUUCCCUUUUUUCUUCCAAGUGAUCUCAAUCACCCGACAACCUACGUUGUCAGUUUGGCACUGUGUACGCUGGGCAGCAUUUGUUCGGCCGAAAUGAGCCGCGAUCUUGCUGGAGAAGUCGAGAGGCUCACCAAGUCGUCAAAUUCGUACCUGAAGAAAAAGGCCGCUCUCUGUGCAUUCCAAAUUAUCCGCAAAGUUCCUGACCUUAUGGAGAUGUUCAUUCCAUGCACACGCUCGUUAUUGAACGAUAAAAACCACGGAGUCAUUCUGGCAUCGGUCUGUUUAAUCCAGGAAAUGUGUGAACGCAGUCCGGACACAUUGAUCUACUUUCGUAAACAGUUGGUUCCUAUGCUGGUUCGAACUUUGAAGAAUCUCAUCAUGACCGGUUACUCACCUGAUCACGAUGUGAACAAAAUUAGUGACCCUUUUCUGCAGGUCAAGAUUCUUCGCCUCAUGCGCGUUCUGGGCCAUGGAGACAAGGCAGCCAGCGAAGCGAUGAAUGACAUCCUUGCUCAGGUCGCCACAAAUACGGAGACCAGCAAAAAUGUGGGACAUGCCAUCCUUUACGAAAUCGUUUUGACUAUUAUGGGAAUCGAAUCUGACCCUGGCCUACGGGUCCUCGCGGUGAAUAUUCUCGGUCGUUUUCUGUUAAAUCCGGACAAGGAUAUCCGCUACGUUGCUUUGAACACAUUGCUACGCGUCGUUCAUGCUGAUUGUAAACCGGUACAACGGCAUCGCACAACCAUCAUAGACUGUCUGAAAGAUCCAGAUGUCUCCAUUCAAAGACGCGCGAUCGACUUGUGCUUCGCACUGAUCGAUGGUACCAACGUUCGUCUAAUGGUAAAGGAGCUCCUUCUGUUCUUGGAGAGAUGUGAUGCCGAAUUCAAGGGCGACGUGUGUUCCAAUCUGGUUUUAGCUGCAGAAAAAUAUGCACCGACCAAGCGUUGGCAUAUCGACUCGAUGUUGAGCCUACUGAGCACGGCUGGAAACUACGCGCGUGACGACGUCGUGUCCUCGCUGGUUGCGCUAAUUUCACAAACACCAGAUCUGCAUGCGUACGCAACUUUCCACUUAUUCAACGCACUACGUUCGACAAUGACUCAACAGCCGCUUGUACAGGUUGCUUCUUGGACUAUAGGAGAGUAUGGGGAUCUCUUGUUGUCCGGCUGUGAUAACGGGGACAGCCAGAUAGCGCCGGUAGCAGAAACAGAGGUGAUCGAGGUGUUGCGACAAGCCCUUGUCCAUCCAAUGUCUACGGUUCAAACAAAGGAAAUGGUGCUCAACGCUCUGGUGAAAUUGACCACGAGAUUUUCCACUUCCUGGCUGCCUCAACUCAACGAGGCCAUUUCCUACUAUUCGACUAAUCCCCAGUUGGAAUUGCAGCAGCGCUCGGUUGAGUACAAUAAGAUCUGUGCUCAACCCAGCCAAAUCCGCUCCGGACUCUUAGACUACAUGCCUAUGAUGCCCGCUCGUACGAUUUUGGAAACCACUGAGCCAAACAAUCAACGGAAUCCAGCUGAAUCAAAUGACUCAAGCCCCAGGAAACUCUCCAAUGGCACCCUAAACAACGGUGCCCCUCAGUCGUUGACAAUUCUCGACUUACUAGGGCCGGAAACGGUGACACCCGGCACAACAAACCCUCCAGUCAACAGUGAAACGGCAAACAGUACUGGCGAUUCUUCUAAUCUGCUUGAUCUCCUGGACAUAUUUGCACCGAGUACAGACAAUAAGACUUCUGCUGUUGCAGCACCCUCCACUGGCUGGGGAUUACCUGUCACCAACGGUGUGACCUCCGCCUCCACGCAAUUGACCAAUCAGCAAACUUUGGAUGGUUUGUUCGAUAUAAGCAAUGAGCUCUCUGCCCUGGGUUUGAGUGGCCCUCAAACAUCAGCGAAGUCUAUACCACCUUUGACGGUGUGCGACACCAAUGGACUCAGGGUUCUGUUCAAUUUUGACCAGCCACAGUCAAGUCCCGACGGAACGCAACGGCAGCUAACAAUCCGCCUGGUGGCGACAAAUACUGGUCCCGAUCCUAUCGAAGCUUUCGAAUUUCAAGCUGCAGUACCGAAAUCUUGCCAAAUCCAACUUCUACCUCCGUCAUCCAGUAGCAUUCAGUCUGGUCUGACUGCCCCACCGCUAACGCAGCUGCUAAAGCUCUCAUUGCCAAUGAAGGUGGCUCCUCGUAUGAGAGUUCGGCUACAGUAUACGAAAAGAGGGAUCCCAACGACGGAGCAACUUCAGUUGGAUCAGUUUCCGACGAUCUUGUGGCAAUGAGCUUGUAUACACACUCUUGUUUGUGCAUUGUGAACAUCUCAUUCCUGCACAAUGCGUGCUCGGAUAUUCCCAGUGUAUCAUUGUUUGAACGCGUUGCUGUCCUACGUGACUUAUCUGACCGUUUCUCUCCAGUUCUUCGACCAAGACCCUAUCUUCAUAUCAUCGCCUUUGAAGUGUGUUUAGGUGAUACGUUACAGGAACACAGUUUUCUUGCUUACAACAAUCUACUGACUUCUCUGCCAAACUACUUUCGCCCUCCCGCGCCGUACAUUUUGUCCAGCGGUUUGUCCUAUUACUACGUUCGACUUCGAAAUUGACUGAUACAACAACAUAAAUGUUGUCCACCACCAGGCGUUCUCUGUAACUCCAGCUACUCAGUUGUCCUCGUAAUGCAAUGAAAGCUGCGCCGCUGCCGUCACUGGAUUGCCGCACUACUUGACAUCACACUGAUGGUUGUUCGUGAUGGAUUGGAAGCCUUUUGGGUGCUACUUACUUACCCUUGUCUUCAGAAGUUCAGAACUCUUCCUAUGAUCUUCACCUCUUAAUGCGGCCCCUUGGGCAACCAAGUGCGCGCAUAGACUUUGUUCCAUUCAGUUUACCAAGUGUUUUUACUUUCUCCCCCGUCCAAUUUUCGUUCCUUAAUUCCCACCAACCAACCAGGCUGUGCUUUGAUAGCUGUGGCAGUCAACAAUUGCCGCAUAUUUUUUCUUAAGUGGAAAACAUCAUCAUUAUACCUUUGGUAUUUUGUCCCACUGAUCGUUGUUGGUCUUUCGUAAUCUUCACACAAGUCUCUCCCGCUCUACUCACCUGCAGUUCAACCGUACAAAAUAAACAAUAAACUUUCAAGACGCGGA
This is a messenger RNA of Opisthorchis viverrini, 5048 nucleotides long. RefSeq lists its product as hypothetical. Gene Ontology annotation, molecular function: clathrin-cargo adaptor activity. The coding region runs from base 1 to 4194 and encodes 1397 amino acids. Gene Ontology annotation, cellular component: membrane coat; AP-1 adaptor complex. NCBI's taxonomy places the organism in Eukaryota, Metazoa, Platyhelminthes, Trematoda, Opisthorchiida, Opisthorchiidae. Gene Ontology annotation, biological process: receptor-mediated endocytosis; Golgi to vacuole transport; intracellular protein transport. The record is from RefSeq and is a predicted model, not a curated record. The transcript is spliced from 21 exons.